This is a messenger RNA of Pogona vitticeps (central bearded dragon), 2215 nucleotides long. It is a transcript of the gene CCDC185, whose product is annotated as coiled-coil domain containing 185. Lineage: Eukaryota; Metazoa; Chordata; Lepidosauria; Squamata; Agamidae. The record is from RefSeq and is a predicted model, not a curated record.
GCCGGUACCAACAAGGGCAGGAGAAAACCGGCCGCCGCCGCCGCCGCCUCCUGCUGCAGCUUGUCUGCCCCCGAGACUCGGCAGGAAAUGGCGCGGCGAAGGAGCCCCAGCCGCCUCUCCCCGCCGCGUUGCCUCCCGGACACGUACAGCUCGGAGCCCGAGGCGGCGGGAGGGGAGGGCGGCCUGGGCCGUCUCAACCUGCCCCAGACAUACCGCGACGAAGCGGGGACGCUGCUGCCCCGCAAGGGCAAGGCCAGGGGCGCUUCCGCGCAGUGCUACAGCAAGCCCCCUUCCGCCGCCAUUGUGGCCGCUUCCGCUCACCCGCGCCGCCUCCCCGCCUGGCAGCACCUGGCCCCGGCCGGCGAAGGCGGCGGCGCCACCCCUUGCACCACCUCGUGUACCACCCUCUACGGCGGGGACCUCCAAGGGCCGCCGGAGCUCCCCAGCCGCUCCCCAGCGAGCAGGUGCGCCCGAGUGGAGGAGCUCCUCCGUGAAGACCAUUGGGCCAGCCCCGUGCCGCGGCCGCUGGAGUAUGGCACCGAUUUCCCCACCGACGCCAGCAAGCCGCCCUCUGUCUGCCCCUCUUCCUUCUCCUUCUCCCAGAUAGACCCCAAAGCCUAUCCCAAGAAGGAGGUCAAGGCGAAGGAGUGGCAGGAACCCUGUGACAGCAGCCCCAGCUUGGCUGACCUCAUGCACUCUCUGAAACAGUAUGAGGAAGAUUACCUCCCUGCCCAGCAGAAUCUCCAUCACCACCAUCACGGGCGUCCCUACAAGUCUAGGAAAGGUGACACCCAGAUCAGUAUCCAGGAUCUAACUGAUAAGAAGUAUGAGGAUUUGAUUCCUGAAAGGGACAAAAAGAUUGCAGCACUGAUGCUGGCCAGGCAUCAGGAAGAAGAAGAGAUGAAGGACAGGCAACUGCAAGUCUCUGAGGCUUGGGAGAAGAUGAGGCGGAAGGAAAAGAAACACAGAGCAAGGUUAGAGAAGGACAGGCGGUAUCAGCUGGCUGAAAGUAUGGAACAGUGGCAAAGGGAUCAGGAUCAAAGGAAAGACAAGCUCAGGUUAGAGGAACAACAGCUGUUGGCAGCUAGGGAGAGAGAGAUGAUGCUGCGUGACAAGAAGUGGAAAAAGCUAGCCAAAGAACAGGAAUGUAGGCGCAGGGAGAAAUGUGAAAAUUCCAGACUUCAAGCUGAGUAUAGGAAGCAUUGCCAGGAAAAACAGCUCUGGGACAAGAGGUUAAAUGAAAGGAAUACCCGGGAUCAGAACUCUCACUUGUACAAAGAAAGGAUGCUACAGGCCUUGGAGAAGAGGCUGAUGAAGGAAAUGGAAAGGAAGAGGAGGAAAAUAGAAAUGAACGAAUGCAAGAGAGACAGGUACAUGCAGUUGAAAGACCAGAUGGAUGACCAACUCAAAGCUGAUGAGCUGUAUAAGAGACUCUGUAUUGAACAAAAGCUUCAGAGGUCACAAGAAAUCCUUGAGCAGCUGCUUGAAGAAAGGAAUAGAGAAUUAAAAGAAAAGGCUUUCAAAGAGGAAGAACAAGGCAUGUUAGCCAAGGUCAGGGCAAAAGAGACAGAGGAAGAAAGGAGGCGGCGUAAGGAGAUGCUGCUGCAGAUAGCUGAGAUGAAGAUCCAGCAGGCCAGAGAAAUUAUGUCCAAAAAUGUCCAAGAUAGAGCACAGCGUAUGAGAGAAAUUAAUUGCAUGAGAGAAAGAAACCACCAUUGCCGCAAACAGAGGCUUGAUUAUGAUGAAAAAUACCACUUAAGAGAAAUGCAAGAAGCUUUACGAAGGAAAGAUCAGAAAAGCAAUCAGAUUCUAAGGCACAAGGAUGCAGCUAUUAAAGAAUCCAGGAGAAUAGCCAAAGCAUCUUAUGACCUUAGAGACAGAGUGAGAGAUCUGAUAAACCAUAAUUCCUUUGAUCAAAUGGCAUUAGAUGCCCAUCGUAAUGCAAGUCUCCUGAGAGGCCUUUAAUGAUAUGUAGGAAUACCUUCCAGACCAUCUUGUGCCAGAAAAAGAUGGUUGUAAUGUGUUUGUUUUGUAAAACUCUGCAUUCAUGUACUGUACACUAAAGUGGUUUUAGCCUUAAAUACUGUUUGACUCAUAAAUGUUUGGGAGGAUUGUGGUUUAAAGGUGUUUACAACACAUAGUUUUUUAAAAAACCUAUCACUUGCAGGUAUUACUUCACUGUGAAAUCAAGUGUCAUCCUUCCUUAAUCCUAGUU